This is a messenger RNA of Micromonas pusilla CCMP1545, 1344 nucleotides long. RefSeq lists its product as uncharacterized. Lineage: Eukaryota; Viridiplantae; Chlorophyta; Mamiellophyceae; Mamiellales; Mamiellaceae. The coding region runs from base 133 to 1197 and encodes 354 amino acids. The transcript has a single exon. The record is from RefSeq and is a predicted model, not a curated record.
CUCUAGCGAGCGCGCGAACGACGCGCGCGAACGAUUUAACGAGCGAGCGAGCUAGUACGCAGGGCUACGUAUAAAGGCAACUUAAUAUUAUCGCGUGCAUUCGCGUUUCCCCGGCUCGUGUCCUUUAAUACAAUGUUUGGAAAGAGGACUCGCGCGCCCGCGGGUGGCAAGGAACAAUUCGAGCGCGAAUGGGCGCACUUCGUGAUCCACGGGCUCCGUAAAGAUCCGGCGGAGGUCUUACGAGAACUGAACGCCGCGGUAAGAUGGGCAAACGUCGCAAAAUAUCCGUUGUACACCACGUACGCCUUCGUCGCGAUGCGCGGGGGUUUCUCAGCGCUGAAGAGCUUGGAGUUGGCCGAUUUUUUCGAAAGGUUCGUGCUGAGACGCGCGUUUCCUGAUGCAAGCCACAAGCUCGCCUUCGAGGUUGGCGUGACUUUGUUAUACAAGGACUUCUUCCUCGAGUACGAAAAGUGCCAUCCGGAAGACGUCAUCCUCGCCCAGCGGGAGCACGCGACGUGUUGGUCGAGGGGUCAAAAAGAAGAUAAAAUGUUUGGAAAGAGGACUCGCGCGCCCGCGGGUGGCAAGGAGCACUUCGAGCGCAAGUGGGCGCACUUCGUGAUCCACGGGCUCCGUAAAGAUCCGGCGGAGGUCUUACGAGAACUGAACUCUGCGGUAAGAUGGGCAAACGUCGAAAAAUAUCCGUUGUACACCGCGUACGCCUUCGUCGUGAUGCGCGGGGGUUUCUCAGCGCUGAAGAGCUUGGAGUUGGCCGAUUUUUUCGAAAGAUUCGUGCUGAGACGCGCGUUUCCUGAUGCAUGCCACAAGCUCGCCUUCGAGGUUGGCGUGACUUUGUUAUACAAGGACUUCUUCCUCGAGUACGAAAAGUGCCAUCCGGAAGACGUCAUCCUCGCCCAGCGGGAGCACGCGAAAUUUUUGUUUACAUUGGAACGAAGAAAAGAAAAGCUGAAAGAAAGAAAGCUGCAAGGAGAAUUGACUCGACAGCGCGCGGCUCAUGAAAAAACUCGUCAGCUUGAUCCAAACACGUUUGUCACGGCCGCGCAAGGGUACGCGAGUUGGUUAAGGGAACACGCAGAGGAAGUAGAGGCGGAACAGCGUAGGCUGCGAGAAGAGAUGACUCAAGUCGUAGAACGCUCCGGCUCAAAAAGCUCUUCCGUUGGAUGCUCCUCGCGGGUUUGAUCACGACGCCGAUGGAACGCCUCAACUGCUCACCUCAGGUGGUUUAUCUGGAGGGUCCCUUCCUGGAACGCGCACGACAAGGAGAGAGGAGCAUCACGACACAUCUUGACGCAUCUUGAACUAUUUUAUUUAGACAUUAGUGGGUUU